Molecule: messenger RNA, 1327 nt
Organism: Electrophorus electricus (electric eel)
Lineage: Eukaryota; Metazoa; Chordata; Actinopteri; Gymnotiformes; Gymnotidae
Product: keratin, type II cytoskeletal 8-like
Source: RefSeq, a predicted model, not a curated record
AUGGCGCAGAAAAGCGGCAAACCUGGUUUCAGUAGCCAGUCGUACUCUCCCUCAUCCUCCAAGGGCCGUCGGAACGUGUCUACUGCCAACUCGGAGCUGCUUACCCCACUGAACACAAAGGUCGAUCCUCAAGAUCAGCAAGCUAAGAGGAAGGAGAAAGACGACAUGGUCAGACUUAACGAUAAGUUUGUUGACUAUAUUAACAAGGUUCGUAAGUUAGAGCAAGAGACGAAAGGUUUAGAAAGGCGGCGGGAUCUGCUACUCGCGCAGAACGGCUAUAAGGGAAAGCCUGAAGACAUCGUGAAAGAAAUAGGGGCAGACCUGAGGCGGAAGAUUGAGGAACUGGCCCGAGACCGAAAGAAGUUACAGGCUGAAGUAGAGAAGAGUCAAGUGGACUUGGACAACACCCGAGCCAGGUCUGAGGACCAGCUCAAGAAAAAGGCAGACUUGGAAAACGAGUAUAUCUUCACUAAGAAGGAUCUGGACAACGACUACCUGCAGAGGGUGAAGCUGCAGCUGACGCUGGAGGGACUUCUCGGACAGAUGGACUUCUUAAAGCGUGGACACAGUGACGAGAUAAAGGAACUGAAGUCUCUGAUCCUUAAUGAGACUGUAAUGAUGACAGUAGAUAACCCUCGGAACCUGGACAUGGAGGAGACCCUGCUGGUUGUUAAAAGCCAGUACGAGGAGAUGGCAGUCCGUAACCGAGAGGAGGCUGAGCAGUGGAACCUGAAGAAGAUGGAUGACAUGAUGCUUAAAGCAGAGAAGCAGGAGCAGGAUGUGAAGGACAUCAGGAAGGAGAUCAGCGAUAUCCAAAGGGGUAUCCAGAGGCUCCAGUCUGAGAUCAACAACCUCAAAAACAAGAAAAAGAGCCUCGAGGACGACAUCACCAAGUCGGACGUCGACGGGCAGGCCACCAUCAACACUAUUCAGGAAGCGAUCGCGCAGCUGGAGGAAGCGCUGCGCAGGGACAGGAAGCCGUUUGCUGAGCAGACCCGCGACUACCAGGACCUCCUGAACCUCAAGCUGGCCCUGGACAUCGAGAUCGCCACCUACAGCCAAAUCCUGGAAGGAGAGGAGAUGAGGUAUUGGGGCCUGUGACCAAAGGCACUGCGCAGGGUACAUUUACACGUUUCGUUUACCUGUGGUUGCUCUCUGCGCGACAUUUUCACCUUUGCUUUCUUCUGCAAGAUAGCUGACCAUCAUAACCAGUAUGGUAAGAGUUCAUGUUUUUAGUUCUCAUUUCUUUUUCUUGCAUUGCCACAGAUACACAGAGGUCUGAUUUCCAUUCAGAUGUUUCUGAGUCGCAUUCUCACAUACACACACA